GUGUCUUGGUCUCUCCCCCCACCACCCUACAUCAUUCAUGAAUGGGCCACCGUGAGUUGUCCCGCCUCACUGUGUUGACAAAUAUAAAUGGGCCUCUCAGUGGAGGCGGUUACAAAUAUACGGUGUCAAUCUCAUCCGACUGAAGUUCUGAGAACGGCAAUUGGAGGAAAUAUUGACUUUAAAGAGGAACAACAUAAAGGAUGGGAGAUCCAAUCCAGUUAAAAGAUGAGGGAAACAAACAUUUCCAAGCAGGAGAUAUUGACAAGGCUAUCGAGUGUUACACCAAAGCAAUCAAUUUGUCUAAGGACAAAAACUUGCUGGCUGUUAUUCACAGAAACAGAUCUGCCUGCUAUCUAAAAAAGGAAAACUAUUCCGGCGCAGCCACUGACGCAUCCAAAGCUAUUGAUGUUGAUGCAGCUGAUAUCAAAGCCUUGUACAGGCGCUGCCAAGCUCUGGAGAAGCUUGGAAAACUCGACAUGGCCUUUAAAGAUGUACAGAGAUGUGCGACCAUUGAACCCAAGAACAAAACUUUCCUGGAGACUCUCCGCCGGUUGGGGGCUGAAAUCCAGACAAAGCUCAAAACAACAUUCUCCACCGAUUCAAGGGUACAGAACAUGUUUGAUAUUCUACUUGAUGAAGAAAUGGAAAAGGACAAGAAGGAAAAGGCUGCCAACAACCUGAUUGUACUAUCCAGAGAGGAUGCAGGAGCAGAGAGAAUCUUCCAGAACAAUGGCGUGCCUCUGCUCCUCAACAUGAUCGAGACAGGAAAACCAGAGAUGAUCCUGGCUGCUAUUCGUACUCUUUCGGGAAUGUGCACAGGACAUAAAGCUCGGGCAAUGGCCAUUAUUCACAUGGUGGGCAUUGAUAAAUUGUGCAGCAUUAUGGCACUUGACAAUGAGGAGAUUGCUCUGGCAACAUGCAAUCUUUUCCAAUGCAUCAACGACUCCCUCACAGGCGGGGAUAAAAGAGAAUAUGGGAAAGAAGAGUCCUUGGUUUUGGAUGCCGCCAAGGACCUGAAGACCAUCCUCCUGUCUUUGCUGGAGAUGGUGAGCAGUAAAAAGGUGUCUGGCCACGGCAGAGACCAGGCGCUGAACCUCCUGAGCAAGAACGUCCCUCGCAAAGGAAAAAAAGAGCCUGACAACUCAAGGACCCUCUUCACUAUCGAUCACGGUCUGAAGAAGAUCCUGAAGGUGUGCGGUCAGGUUUCUGAACUGCCCGACCAGUUGCCCUUGACUGAUAACACACAGCUGAUUGCCAGUGUACUCCUCAACCGGGUUUAUGAUGACCUCACGUGUGACCCAGAGAGAAACAACUUCAGGGACGUUUGUGAUGAGUACAUAAAAUCCAAAAUUGACCCUAACGACAUGGACAAAACAAUUCACGCCAUCAACGUGAUUUCCGGGCUGCUGCAAGGUCCUUUUGAAGUAGGGAACGCCUUGGUCGGAAGUCAAGGCAUCAUGGAGAUGAUGGUGGCGCUGUGCGGUUCUGAACGUGAGGUGGACCAGAUGGUCGCCGUGGAGGCUCUCAUCCACGCCUCGACGAAGAUGAGCCGCGCUAGCUUUAUCAUAACAAAUGGCGUGUCACUGCUUAAGGACAUCUAUAAGAAGACCAAAAAUGAGAAGAUUAAAAUACGCUCGCUGGUGGGUCUCUGCAAACUUGGCUCUGCAGGAGGUGAUGACUACAGUUUAAGACAGUUUGCUGAGGGCUCCACAGAGAAGUUAGCUAAGCAGUGCAGAAAGUGGCUCUGCAAUCCUAUGAUCGAUGCCAAAACAAGGAAAUGGGCCAUCGAGGGUUUGGCUUACCUAACGAAUGAUGCCGAUGUCAAAGAUGACUUUGUUGAGGACGAGCAGGCAUUAAAAGCCAUGUUUGAACUGGCCAAGUCGAAAGAUAAGACCAUCAUAUACGCAGUGGCUUGCACUUUGGUUAACUGCACCAACACCUAUGAGAAGAAAGAAAUCAUCCCCGAGCUGGUACAGUUGGCAAAGUUCUCAAAACAGCACGUGCCUGAGCAGCACCCCAAGGACAAGAAGGACUUUAUUGACAAGCGAGUGAAGAGGCUUCUCAAGGCUGGAGUCACAUCUGCUCUUGCUGUAAUGGUCAAAGCAGACAAUUCCAUUCUGACAGACCAGACCAAGGAGAUGCUCUCAAGAGUUUUCUUGGCAUUGUCUGACGACCCCAAAGAUCGUGGUAUCAUUGUUGCCCAGGGCGGAGGAAAGGCUUUGAUCCCUCUGGCUCUGGAAGGGACAGAUGCUGGAAAAGUAAAAGCCGGUCACGCGCUCGCCAGAAUUGCAGCCAUUUCAAACCCAGAGAUCGCCUUUCCCGGUGAAAGAGUGUAUGAGGUGGUGAGGCCUUUAGUCAACCUUCUUCACACAGACAGAGAGGGAAUCCAAAAUUUCGAGGCUCUACGAGGCCUCACUAAUUUUGCAGGUUUCAGUGAUAAACUAAGGACAAAGAUCGUGAAAGAGAACGCGCUACCCAAUAUUGAGAGCUAUAUGUUUGAAGAACACGAGGAGAUCAGACAAGCUGCCACUGAAUGCAUGUGCAACCUGGUGACAUGUAAAGCUGUCCAAGAGCGCUACUUGGAAGAUGGAAAUGAUAAGCUGAAGUUGCUGGUACUACUUUGUGGGGAAGAUGACGACAAGCUGCAGAUCGCCGCAGCCGGAGCCCUGGCUAUGCUAACUGCUGCUCAGAAGAAGCUCUGCACCAAGAUGACCCUCGUGACCGCCCAGUGGCUUGAGAUCCUCCAGAGAUUGUGUCUACACAACAACCCAAUGGUCCAGCACCGAGGCCUCGUGACAGUGUACAACAUGCUCAACUCGGACGACAGCGACCUGGGCAAGAAACUGAUCGAGAGCGAGCUGCUGGAAAUUAUGUCGGUGAUCGGCAAGGCAGAAGACAAUCCCAAAAGGCAGGAUGUGAUCGAUGUCGCACGGGAAUGUCUGGUCAAAGCUAUGGACCUGGGUCUAAUCAAACCCUUCGCCACCCCUUCUUAAACACUGGUCAUAAACACAAUAGAUGUUUUCUUUCUCUCCUGUGUUUGUUUUGACGAGCCUUUUCCACAUAGAAGUUAUCACUGGAUGAUUACCGGAAAAAUAAUGCAUAAAUUAUUAAUACACAGAUUUGCUGAUGUUUAAACUUUAUAACCUUCCAAAUCAUACUGGCAUUUGAUUUUUCUUUUUAUUUGACAUUUUCGUUCUUGUAGAUCCCAGGAGAAAUUCAGGAUACAGGUAGAGUUAAACUUGUUCAACUUCUGAUUGCAUGGUCCACACACAAAAUAUCAACAGGACAUGACAAUCCCAACAAUUUGUUUUAUUGUGUUUGAAUCGUAUUCGAUUAAACUAUUAACUUUUC
Messenger RNA from Syngnathus acus (greater pipefish), 3351 nucleotides. It is a transcript of the gene unc45b, whose product is annotated as unc-45 myosin chaperone B. Gene Ontology annotation, molecular function: Hsp90 protein binding. The coding region runs from base 201 to 2993 and encodes 930 amino acids. The record is from RefSeq and is a predicted model, not a curated record. The transcript is spliced from 20 exons. NCBI's taxonomy places the organism in Eukaryota, Metazoa, Chordata, Actinopteri, Syngnathiformes, Syngnathidae.